AUACCCUAAUGGGCUCCCCUAGGACUAGCCGAGAAAAUAGGCCCCAUAGGGAGUACUAUGGUAUACCCACUAUUUUGGAGAAUCCCCAAUUGAUGAGUGUCAAUUAUGAUCAUGAGAAUAUCCAUGAUAUAAUAUUAAAGUCUAAAAUUAUAGCCUUAGUGCAAGACAUGGAUAUACAAGGGAAACAUAGGGAUAAUAUAAUUACCCUUUUGGAAGCAAUAAGGAUAAUGAAGAUGGUAGUUAAUAAGGAGACUAUUAAUGGGCACAACCAAAAUAGCAUAUGGUUAAUCCCUAUACUAUU
Dovyalis caffra is the source of this 301-nucleotide messenger RNA. The record is from the annotation of a GenBank genome assembly. NCBI's taxonomy places the organism in Eukaryota, Viridiplantae, Streptophyta, Magnoliopsida, Malpighiales, Salicaceae.